UCUCACUAUAAAUAAAUAAAAUUAAAAUUAUUCAAACAAUUUAAUAUAUAUUAAAUUGUAGGAACCGGAAGGAUCGUGAACCGCAGCGAAUCGAUCCUCUGGCCUCAUCACUGCCGACCAGGCUCAAACGUCUCUCCCAAAGUCUCUCCCCUCGAUACAUUUCAAAACUCUCUCUCUCUCCCCAUCUCCGUUUCUCUCAAACCCUAAAUCCAUCCAUUUUCUUCCUCCGAAGCCUUAAAUCGAUAGGUUCCUGGUUGUGAAUGGAGGCUAUCAGAAAGCAAGCCUCCAAGUUCAGAGAACAGGUCGCCAAGCAACAACAGGCUGUCCUCAAACAGUUUGGUGGUGGGGGAUACGGGGGUUCAGAUAAUGUAAUUACUGAUGAGGCAGAGCUUCAGCAGCAUCAGAAACUUGAAAAGCUUUACAUAUCAACACGUGCUGGAAAGCAUUUUCAAAGGGAUAUUGUUCGUGGUGUAGAAGGUUUUAUCGUUACUGGGUCCAAACAAGUUGAAAUAGGAACAAAAUUGUCAGAAGAUUGCAGGAAAUAUGGUGUUGAAAAUACUUGUACCAGUGGUAAUACGUUAUCGAAAGCUGCAUUGAAUUAUGGACGAGCUCGUGCCCAAAUUGAGAAAGAACGUGGAAAUCUAUUGAAAGCUCUUGGUACACAGGUUGCAGAGCCAUUAAGAGCGAUGGUAAUGGGAGCUCCAUUGGAGGAUGCUCGACAUCUUGCUCAACGCUAUGAAAGAAUGCGACAAGAAGCUGAAGCUCAGGCCAUCGAAGUUUCCAAACGCCAAGCAAAAAUGAGGGAAGCAACAGGCAAUGCUGAUAAUACUUUGAAACUGGAAGCUGCAGAAGCAAAGUUGCAUGACCUGAAAUCAAACAUGGCAAUAUUGGGGAAGGAAGCUGCUGCUGCAAUGGCUGCUGUUGAAGCUCAACAACAGAGGCUGACACUCCAGCGACUUAUUGCCACAGUUGAAUCCGAACGCGCUUAUCACCAAAGAGUCCUUCAAAUACUUGAGCUACUUGAAACUGAGAUGAUUUCAGAGCGACAACGAAUUGAAGCACCUCCUAGCCCUCCUGUGGAAAACAAUACGCCCCCACCUCCAUCGUAUGAAGAAGUUAACGGAGUAUUUGCUUCUCAAACACACAACGGAUCCAGUGACAGCAUUAGUUACUUCUUAGGAGAGGUUAUGCAUUCGUAUCAAGCUGAAUCUGAUGUGGAGUUGAAUUUGUCAAUUGGUGACUUUGUUGUUGUCCGAAAGGUGUCUAAUAAUGGAUGGGCUGAAGGUGAAUGCAAAGGAAAGGCAGGUUGGUUCCCAUUUGGAUAUGUUGAAAAGCGGGAACGGGUUCUUGCAAGCAAGAUGGCUGAAGUGUUCUAAAUCCUCUGCUUGGGGUCGGCUUUUGAGAAGAAGAGGCUUUUUGCAUGUGUGUAUUUUUUGCGCUGCAAAGAGGUAGGGCAUGGAUUUGUUCUCACAAUUAGAGAGAAAGAAUGCAUAACCCUUACCUGCUUUCAAUGUGAUAUAGAUACCAAAAUUUCCUUCUGUAUUCUUAUUGAUUUAUACCUGUGUGUCCCUUUUUUUUUUUGCAAGGACUUGAUAACGUCCUUUUAUCUUCAUUUUUUUAUAUUUGCUGUUAUAUUAUGAGUAAAGGAAAACCUAUCACUCGA
Vitis vinifera (wine grape) is the source of this 1663-nucleotide messenger RNA. RefSeq names its product SH3 domain-containing protein 2. NCBI's taxonomy places the organism in Eukaryota, Viridiplantae, Streptophyta, Magnoliopsida, Vitales, Vitaceae. The transcript has 10 exons. Gene Ontology annotation, molecular function: protein binding. The coding region runs from base 261 to 1376 and encodes 371 amino acids. The record is from RefSeq and is a predicted model, not a curated record.